CGGAUGUCUAGGGAUGUUUUCAAGACAUUGUCCCAAUUUAUAUCCAUAGUUUGGUCUCUCGGGUCAUCUAUAUCCCAGCCUUUAAUAAAAGAUAUCAACAUACAUUUUUUUUUUUUUUAAUUUAUACUACAGAAUUUUUGAAUUUUGAAAUACAUUGAAGAGGUCAAAAGUCUUAGGUCUGUGGUAACAUCGUCUUUGAAACAGGAAAUUCAGUUAAAUAUUUUUUAAAAAGGUUUUGACAGUAGAGACAAGACAUACAGAAUUUUAUUGAGUAUUAGGAUUAAUAGUUGAAUUUUGUUGCAUCCCAGAACAUGUUGCAUUUAAAAGCAAUUAGAAGUGGAUAACUCAAAAGCUGAAUAAUUGGUGCGAAAAGAACAUUGGAAAGUUGAAGAAGAUUAAGGAAGAAUGGAUGCCGAGUCAUAGAAUCUGAUGUUAUUUAUAUUUCUUAACGAUAAACGUCGCUUUUUUUUUAUAAGACUGAGCUCAUAGCCUAGUGCUUUUCACUCGGCGGUGCACUAGGUGGCGGUAUGCGCCAAAGACGUAUUUCGCCAGAACAGUAAAUGACAAAGAAGAAAAAAAAUUGUAUAUUAGCGCCAUUUUUGAAGCGGUUUGACGGGCGCUGUUGUGUUUGGUUCUGUUUUGUUUUUCUCGCUCAAACUAAACCAAACAAUGGCGGAAAACGCGGUUCCCGUCCGCCCCGUGGACACGAUAUUGGAUUUUUACCGCCAGGAGGUCCUGACCGUCGAAGAGGGGAAGCACUUCGUCAAGAGCGACCUGGUUCCGACUCCGAAGCCAGAAGCCAUUCAAACAGUCUACAUGAGGAUGUUGAAUCUACUUUUUCGUUUCAAAGCAGAAUGUCACUUCAUGGUUCCGCCACUGCAAGACAUUCAGCAUCCAGAAUAUCAAGAAGGGGUGACGAGUAUCAUCAGCGUCUACGCCCGCAUGACUCAGUUUCUCCCCAUGUGUUUAGUGUAUGACUUCGCACUGAGUAACCUUCUAGCACCAAAGAAACAGAAAACACUUUUUAUUUUGAGCGCCAUCAUGAACUUUCUUCAAUUCAGGAAGCUGAGGAUGAACGUUUUGCUGGAGAAGCAGGCCAAAAUUAGGGCGUCUUUGGAGAUGGAACAGACGUACACCAAAGAAGUCCAAGAAGCAGAGACAAACAUCGCAAAGCUCAGUACUAUCCCUCCAGAGCAGCAGGCUGAGGCGAGUCAGCUGGAAGCUGAAAUCUCUGAACUGAACGCAUUCUUCAAGACUGAAUACGAGGAAGUGAAUCGAAUCAACCACCGUAACGACGAGUUGAAAUUAAAAAUUGCAGAGAAGAGACAGAAACUGGCCCAGGUCAAGAUGGACGUAAACGACAUCAAAGAAGACAUAACCAAACUCAAGUCUCAAAUUGUCGAGUCACCGGAAGAGCUGAAGCUCCAAGUGGAGAAGAAGAAGGAAGACGUCAAGAACAUCAAAAGCUCGAUUGAACAAAUGAACGCGUUUGUGGUGGAGCUGCAGAACUCGGUCCAGAGAGUCACCCACACUGAUCUGGAUACCCAGCAGAUGUACAGUUUGCUGCAAGAACUGGAAGUCAGCAUGAACGACAGAAAGAACGUCUAUGACGAGCAUCUCCACCUCACCACUCAGGAAGAGAAAAAGCAGAAGGUGCUUAAGAACCUGUACAAAGAGGUGGAGCAGCUGAAGCGAAGUCUUGGCCUCAAGCUGGACAAGGAGACCAAACAGAACAUCCGCAGGCAAAAAGAGAAGGAGGAAAAGGAGCAGCAUAUCAAAAAUGUCUUGGGACAGUGUAAAGACGUACAUCAGAAGCGUGAGGAAAAGGCCGCCCAGAUCAAAGAGAUCUCCGGAAAAUCACAGCAACUGAAAGUUCAGAUCCAGAGCCUCAAAGUUUCCUGCCGCAAACAGACCGAUGCAGCUCAGGCGAUGUACGACACUGUUUCGGCCGCCAUGGAUGAGCUGGACGACCGAAUCGAGAUGCGGAUUUUAAGUCUGAAAGAAGAGACUAUCAAGAUGCGUGCGAAUUUUCCUUACUGAAGUUCAAAAGCAGGUGCAGAGUUAGAAGGAAUGUGCAUCUUUAAGUGUUUAAAGUGAAAAUGACUUCACCUUAAAGCAAUUGUAACCUGUUUCCAGCUACUAACAAAAGUAUAUGUAGCAGAAAAAUUUUUUUGUUUGUAUUGUUUACCAGGUUAUACAAUAAAGUUCUCCCUGUACUUGA
Messenger RNA from Syngnathoides biaculeatus (alligator pipefish), 2221 nucleotides. RefSeq names its product UF2 component of NDC80 kinetochore complex (gene nuf2). Gene Ontology annotation, biological process: mitotic spindle organization; attachment of mitotic spindle microtubules to kinetochore; kinetochore organization. Lineage: Eukaryota; Metazoa; Chordata; Actinopteri; Syngnathiformes; Syngnathidae. The transcript has 13 exons. Gene Ontology annotation, cellular component: Ndc80 complex; kinetochore. The record is from RefSeq and is a predicted model, not a curated record. The coding region runs from base 670 to 2040 and encodes 456 amino acids. Gene Ontology annotation, molecular function: protein-containing complex binding.